UACAGCUGUCGCAACUACUACUAUAGCUGCUCCAACAACCACUACAGAGUCUCCAACAACCACUACAGAGGCUACGACCACAACUACAACUGCCCCAACUACAUCUACAGUUGCUGCAUCAACAACAACAGAGUCUCCAACAACGACUACAGAGGCUACAAACACAACUACAGCUGUCGCAACUACUACUACAGCUGCUUUAACAACUAUAGAGGCUACAACAGCCACUAUAGAGGCUACAACCACAACUAUAGCUGCCCCAACUACAACAACAGCUGCUGCAACAACUACAGAGUCUCCAACAACAACGACAGAGGCUACAACCACAACUACAGUUGCCCCAACUACAACUACUGCCGCUCCAAUAACAACUACAGCUGCCACAACCACAACAACUGAUACACAAACCACAACUACAGUUGCACCAACGACUACAGAGUCUCCAACCACAACUACAGAGGUAUCUACAACAACUACAGCUGCUAUAACCACGACUACAGCUCCUUCCACAAUAACUACAGAGGCCCUUACCAGCAGAACCACAGCUACAUCCCCUGAAACUACAACCCCUGCAUCUACAACCCCUGAAACUACAACCCCUUCAACCACAACCCCUGCAACUACAAUCAUUGCAACUACAACCCCUGCAAGUACAACCACAGCAUCAGCAAUCACUGCAACUACAAUCUCUGCAACUACAGCUAUUCCACUCAGUACGGUGCCUGUGGUAUUCAGGUCCUUAGGGGAGAACUUCACCUCUGACUUAACAAACAUAUCAACCCAGGCCUUUCAAAACCGAGCAUUACUCAUUAAAACUCAGCUUGAACCUUUUUAUCAAUCAGCUUUCGUCUCUUUUUAUAGUUUAACUGUGACACAAUUCAGCUCUGGAUCCAUCAUUAAUCAUAUGGAUUUAGCAUUCUACUCCUCCUCUGUACCUAAUAAUAAAGAGAUUGGAACCAUUUUGAUAAAAGCUGCACAAAACAUCACAGUGUUCAACAUCGACUCCACCUCAGUGACUGUGAACAACACAGAUAUUUUUGCAGCAACUACGUUACCUCCAUCAUCUGCUGUAGUCACCCCUGUGGCAGAUACUACCACUUCAACAACUGGACAACCUCAUACUGUUCUCGUCACGGCUGCUACGACUGGACCCAGAAACACCACCACUACAUUGUUGUCUCCCUCAACAGUAUCAAAUAUAGCAUCAACCCUGGCCACACUAACUACCAGAACAACUCCAACCACCACUACAACCAACCCACAAACAACCUCUCUUACAAUAACUACAGCUGUGUCCAACAUCACAACAGCUUCUGUCAACACAACCAAAGCCGCCAAUACAACAACUACAGCUUCUGUCAACACAACCAAAGCCGCCAAUACAACAACAACUACAGCUUCUGUCAACACAACCAAAGCUGCCAACACAACAACAACUACAGCUUCUGUCAACACAACCAAAGCUGCCAAUACAACAACAACGACCACAGCUUCUGUCAACACAACCAAAGCUGCCAAUACAACAACAACGACCACAGCUUCUGUCAACACAACCAAAGCUGCCAAUACAACAACAACGACCACAGCUUCUGUCAACACAACCAAAGCUGCCAAUACAACAACAACGACCACAGCUUCUGUCAACACAACCAAAGCUGCCAAUACAACAACAAUGAUCACAGCUUCUCCCUCAACAAGCUUGGGUGCUUCAACAGUCUUUCAAGGUACUCCUACAGCAACUAUUUUUCAACCUUUAACUGUGGCUGGUACCACCACUAGAACAACUGGACAACCUGUCACUGUUCCUACGACUGGACCCAGAAACACAACCACUACAUUUGGGUCUCCCUCAACAGCAUCAAAUGCAGCAUCAACACUGGCCACACUAACUACCAGAACAACUCCAACCACCACUACAACCAGCGCACCAACAACUACUAAAACCACAACUGCAACUACUACAACAACUACAACAACUACAGCAACUACUAGGACAACCACCACAACUGCACCUAUUCAACCUGCUCCAGUGGUGGUUUUCAUCAUACAACAACUUUAUGUCCCACAAUUAAGUAACCCUGCGAGUACAGAGUUCCAAACCCUUGCAUUAACUGUUAUUGCAGCGUUUGAUGUGAUCUACAAAACAAAAUACGGAAGCUUCUUCAUUAGGACGAUAGUUCUCGCAUUCACACCUAUUACCCGUUCCCGGAGUGCAGACACGCAGGCUGAGGUGAAGCUGGUGUUUAACCAGACCGCCGCACAACCGGUACCUCAACUUGCUGAAAUUGGGGACACGCUAAAGGCAGCUCUGAACAGUUCCAACAGUACCAUCGGCAACCUCACAGUGGUGUCAGACUCCAUCAAAGUUACAGUACUCACCUCAAAUACAACAACUACUCCUGUCAUUACUUCCGCCAUCACAUCUACAACCCCUGCAACUACAACCACUACAGCUGUUCCACUCAGUAUGGUGCCUGUGGUAUUCAGGUCCUUAGGGGAGAUCUUCACCUCUGACCUAUCAAACUCAUCAACUCAGGCCUUUCAAAACCGAGCAUUACUCAUUAAAACUCAGCUUGAACCUUUUUAUCGAUCGGCUUUCAUCUCUUUUAAUAGUUUGACUGUGACAAAAUUCAGCUCUGGAUCCAUCAUAAAUACUAUGAAUUUAGCAUUCCUCUCCUCCUCGGUCCCUAAUAACACAGCGAUUGGCAACGUUUUGAUAAAUGCAGCUCGAAACAUCACAGCUUUCAACAUCGACCCCACCUCAGUGACAGUCAAUGGCACAGCUAACUCAGGUGUGGGCAGCAAGGCAAGUCUCUUCACAGCGUCCUGUCUGGUGGUUCUGUCAAUGCUCCUAUCAAGACAACAGUGAUCUCAGA
Messenger RNA from Esox lucius (northern pike), 2876 nucleotides. RefSeq names its product mucin-5AC-like. NCBI's taxonomy places the organism in Eukaryota, Metazoa, Chordata, Actinopteri, Esociformes, Esocidae. Bases 905 to 2869 code for a protein of 654 amino acids. The record is from RefSeq and is a predicted model, not a curated record. The transcript is spliced from 11 exons.